This is a messenger RNA of Exophiala viscosa, 1662 nucleotides long. RefSeq names its product P-loop containing nucleoside triphosphate hydrolase protein. Gene Ontology annotation, cellular component: nucleolus. The transcript is spliced from 3 exons. Gene Ontology annotation, molecular function: GTP binding. Bases 1 to 1662 code for a protein of 553 amino acids. The record is from RefSeq and is a predicted model, not a curated record. NCBI's taxonomy places the organism in Eukaryota, Fungi, Ascomycota, Eurotiomycetes, Chaetothyriales, Herpotrichiellaceae.
AUGGUGAAGCCUUUUGCAGUCUCAAAGUCAAAGCGGGUGCCUGUACGACUAAGGCAUAAAAUCGAAAAGGCGAGUGCAGCGAAACAGAGGAAAUCGAGGAAAGAAUCGAAAAAGAAUCCUCAAUGGAAGUCUCGUCUGAAGAAGGACCCCGGCAUUCCCAACUUAUUCCCAUUUAAAGAGAAGUUACUUGAAGAAAUCGAAGAAAAGAAGAGACAGAAAGCAGAAAAUGCACAGAGACUACGGGAUGCGGUAAAAGACAAGAAGAAGGGCAGACAAGAAGACGAUACAGGCAACGUCGACGAAGAUGACCUCAUGGAAGAGGAAGAAGACGAUGAUUCAGUUGACGAUGUUAUGGACGAGGACGACGACCAACUCAAUGGCAAUACAAAUCCUCUAGCAGCUUUGGUCGCAUCUGCUCAGGCUCGAGCCGCAGAGUAUGAUGGUGGGGGCCUUGAGGGUGACAUGGCUGCGGAAGACGAUGAAGACGCGGACGCAGGUGGUAUUCAACUCUCUGAGACUAUGGCCACAGACCACAGAAAUCCGGAUUCGUCACGCAAAGCCUUCGACAAGAUCUUCAAAAAAGUCCUGGACUCUGCGGACGUGGUGUUAUACGUGCUGGAUGCUCGAGACCCCGAGGGUACUCGGUCACGCGAGGUCGAACGGCAGAUCAUGACUGCCGACGGGGGCUCGAAGCGGCUGAUCCUGGUUUUAAACAAGAUCGAUCUGGUUCCCGCACCAGUGCUCAAGGGCUGGCUGACGCACCUUCGACGAUAUUUUCCCACGAUCCCGCUGAGAGCAUCAACACCGGCUUCUAACGCCCAGACCUUUGACCACAAACAAUUGACCCUCAAAGCCACCUCGGAAACAUUACUGAGGUCCCUCAAAUCGUACGCGGCCUCGAAACAACUGAAACGAGCCAUUUCUGUUGGUGUCAUCGGAUAUCCUAACGUCGGUAAAUCGUCUGUCAUCAACGCCCUGACAUCCCGCUUGAACAAGGGCACACAGAGCUUCGCGUGUCCAGUCGGCUCCGAAGCUGGUGUCACGACCAGUCUGAGGGAGGUUAAAAUUGAUAGUAAACUGAAAAUCCUGGAUUCUCCGGGUAUUGUCUUCCCAUCAACUGUGGACGGCGAGGACAAAGAGGACAGACAGCGACGGAAAGCCGAACAUGAAGCUAGACUCAUCCUUCUUAACGCCCUACCGCCGAACCAGAUCACUGAUCCAAUUCCAGCGGUGACAUUGCUGCUGCAGAGAUUGUCGACGUCAGAGGCGCUGUCUCAAAAAUUGCUGGGACACUACGGAGUCGUUGCGCUCGGGCCGUUCGGCCAGGGUGACAGGACGACGGAUUUCUUGGUUCAAGUGGCACGCAAGAGAGGCAGACUGGGAAAAGGGGGUGUUCCGAAUCUCCACGGGGCGGCCAUGACCGUGAUUACAGACUGGCGGGAUGGCAGGAUACAGGGCUGGGUCGAGCCGCCCACGCUGAAAGUUGCGGACGACUUGCAAAUGGGUGAUGCCCAAGUGGAAGAGUCAGACAAGGCCUUGCCUAGUGGUGCCGACAGGAAAGAGAUCGUCAAGGAAUGGGCCGCCGAGUUCAAGUUGGAGGGACUCUGGGGCGAUGGUAAAAGUGAUGAAGCUGCGCAAGAUGCUAUGCAAGUAGAGUCAUGA